Molecule: messenger RNA, 1558 nt
Organism: Gracilinanus agilis (Agile Gracile Mouse Opossum)
Lineage: Eukaryota; Metazoa; Chordata; Mammalia; Didelphimorphia; Didelphidae
Gene: CA14
Product: carbonic anhydrase 14
Exons: 11
Coding region: 139-1161 (340 amino acids)
Cellular component (GO): plasma membrane
Molecular function (GO): zinc ion binding; carbonate dehydratase activity
Source: RefSeq, a predicted model, not a curated record
UCCUCUCCCUUCCUUUCCUCUUUCUCUGUCUCUCCUCUCUCCUUUCUCCUCUCUCCCACUAGCACCACAGAGUCCAUCUGUUCCCCACCCCCCCAAACUAUUUUUUUUUAAUCUUUUGUACCACCCUUCCAGGAGACCAUGCUGCUAUUUCUUAACCUCUUGCUAGAGCUGGUCCGGAUUCUGGCUGCAGAUGAGGGUUCACAUUGGACGUAUGAAGGUCCACAUGGUCAGGACCACUGGCCAGCCACUUAUCCUGAAUGUGGGAGCAAUGCCCAAUCUCCCAUCGACAUACAAACUGAAAGGGUGACAUUUGAUUCAGAGCUGCCUGCUGUGCAGCCCCAUGGCUAUGACCAGCCCGGCACAGAGCCCCUCUCUCUGCAUAACAAUGGACAUACAGUGCAACUGUCCCUGCCCCCCACUCUAUACCUGGGGGGGCUCCCCCGAAAUUAUGUAGCAGCCCAGCUCCACCUGCACUGGGGCCGAAAAGGGCAGCCAGGGGGGUCAGAGCACCAGGUCAACAGUGAAGCCACCGCUGCAGAGCUUCACAUUGUCCACUAUGAUGCUGAUACCUUUAAUGACCUGAAUGAAGCUGCUCAAAAACCUCAGGGACUAGCUGUCCUGGGCAUCCUCAUUGAGGUUGGUGAGAACCAGAACCCAGCUUAUGAUCACCUCUUGAGUCAUUUGGAAAAAAUCAGGCAUAAAGGUCAGACCACCCUGGUGCCACCCUUUGAUGUGGGGGGACUGCUUCCUCCAGAGAUGGGAGAGUUCUACAGGUACAAUGGCUCCCUUACUACCCCUCCCUGCUACCAGAGCGUCCUCUGGACUGUCUUCCAUAGAAAGGCCCAGAUUUCUAUGGAGCAGUUGGAGCAGCUACAAGAGACUUUGUUCUCCACAGAAGAGACCAGACCCCCUCAAUUACUGGUCCAGAACUACAGAGCCCCUCAGCCCCUCAACCACCGACUGGUUGUUGCCUCUUUUGUCCCAGAAGGAGCCUUUUAUUCCACAGGUGAAAUGGUGGGUCUAGGCCUGGGAAUCUUGUUUGGCUGUCUCUGCCUCUUGCUUGCUGGUUACUUCAUUGCCAGGAAAAUCAGAAGGAAUAGACUAGGGGAACAGAAGAGUGUUGUCUUUACUUCAUCCCGACGGGCUACCACUGAUGAGUAGAGACCCUCCUGGACAUCCCUUCACCUUCACUUUUCAGCAAGCCUGGAGGAUUCUGUGCAGGGCUUGUCAGACAAUAGCUGUAGCAGUAACAGUUGAACACCCCUCCUUCUUCCUGAUACCUCCUUGAGGAAUGGACUUGGACUCUUAAGGAAAAGAGCUUGGAAAGUUCUAACCACCAAUGGGAAGAUGGAAAAAGUGACAAGGAUCUGUUUUUGUGGAUAGGACAAUGUUUUUCCCUGAGAAGGGGGAACUAGUCGAACUCAAGCAUUCCCUCUCAGCUUCCAGUCUCUUCCCUGGACAGUAGAGACAGUUCCUUCGAAAGAGGGUUGCUGCAAUAGAGGUUCAAUAGUCCACAAUUUGAAUGUUCUGGAAAUAAACAAUUUUGACUAUAUCAUAA